Messenger RNA from Larimichthys crocea (large yellow croaker), 3079 nucleotides. RefSeq names its product SUMO specific peptidase 2 (gene senp2). Bases 249 to 2075 code for a protein of 608 amino acids. Gene Ontology annotation, molecular function: deSUMOylase activity. The record is from RefSeq and is a predicted model, not a curated record. Gene Ontology annotation, biological process: proteolysis; protein desumoylation. Gene Ontology annotation, cellular component: nucleus. Lineage: Eukaryota; Metazoa; Chordata; Actinopteri; Sciaenidae. The transcript has 17 exons.
GUUCCUUUCCAGCUACACUACAAGAACCCCGCCCGCCCGUUCCUAGCAGACGUUCGAAACGUUCGCCCUCGGUUGGAACAUCAACACUGCGUGACGCACAUCCUCCGCGGCCGUUAGCGCUAACGGUAGAGCUAGUCAACGGUCGGCUGUGUGUCGUAGAUCGGUUGCACGACACCGUAAAAACCGGCGGUGAAACAGUCCUGGCCCGCGUAGAAGACCCCGUUACAAUUUUCUCGUAUUUGUCUGGGAUGUAUGGAUGGAUAGUUGACGGAAUCUCGUCGCUGUUUGAGCCCAUUACGGGGCAAAACCCCACCGAGUGCCCCGGGAGAGGGAACGUUGGCGAGGAGGAACCCACGCGACCCGAAGUGAAAGCGGGAGCACAGCGGGAGGAGAGCCACGGCAGACCGGCGAAGCGGUGCUACCAGAGUGUUGACGUUGCAGAUGGUGUUUGCCAGACCGAGCAGGUAGAGGUGAAAAGACGCAGACGAGAUGUAGUCAUUAGCUUUGUGAAGAAGACUGUGGCUGGGGUAGCAGGUCUACUCAGGCUGAACCGGCUCACGACAAGGUGUGAAAAGCCCAGACAGUAUGAAGAGACACAGCCUGUUACUCUGAUGGGAAUAGAUGAGCUCCAAACCUCAUGGCUGAACAGUACUGAGUGGAGAAUGAGUAAACCAGUGGCUGGAAUCAACGAGAGGGCUGGGAAGAAUCCCUUCCAGAGCUCCUCACCUCCUUUAAUGAGGAAAUACAGUGGCGCAGGGCUGCCUGCAGGGCUCCCCGACAGGGGGAAGGACCGUGAGAGGAGAGGGUCCCUGCAGCUGCUGCCCUCCAGACCUUCUCUGAGGGUGGGAACCGCUAACCCUGAUCCAACCUGCAAUGGCUUUGGACACAACCGCUGCUACAAGCCCAGUCUUACAGUGGAAGAGGCCAUAAAACAGAAUAAUAAGGAGCACUACAGGCGUUUGCUGGAGAUGGUGACAGACAAAUACAGCAAAAGCCAACCACUACCUUUCAACCAAACAAAACCCCAAGACGAGUUGCUGUCACAGAGCGAUCCCAAAACUGCUGCUUCGGGAAAAGCCUUUGAAUCAGUGCCCAGGAAGAUGGGAUACACAGCUACCCCAAGUGUGUUUACAUGGAAAAAUGCAUCUGUAACCAAGGACAGGUGGGGUAGCUUGACCUUCAGUAAGACAUUCGGUGGAGCCUUUGAGGACACACAGCCUGCUAGAUGUGCAAAGCAGAAACAGGCAGCAGAGUUGGACCUUUCUACAGAAGUAGCCACUCGCCUCAAUCUAGUGGACAAAGAGACGCCUGCCGUCAGUCUCCCUGACGCUUAUUCUGCACACACAGCACAUGCAAGACACAGCGAUGAGGACGUACCUCGGCUGACCAAGGACAUGACAGUGGAGGUGAGCUGUGCUCUGGCGCAGAGUGAUCCCAACCUUGUUCUGAGUGCGGCUUUCAAACUACGCAUCACACAGAGAGACCUGGCUACGUUGCAGGAAGGCGGCUGGCUCAACGAUGAGGUGAUUAACUUCUACCUGUCUCUGAUCAUGGAGCGGUGCUCUGGUGAAGCAACAGCGUUAAAAGUCUACUCGUUCAGCACCUUCUUCUUCCCGAAGCUGCGGGGCGGAGGAGGCAGUGGACAGGCUGGAGGACACGCGGCGGUGAAGCGCUGGACCAAGGCUGUGGACCUUUUCCUCUACGACCUCAUCUUGGUCCCUCUGCACCUGGGAGUCCACUGGGCAAUGGCGGUGAUUGAUUUUAAGUCAAAGACAGUGAAGUCAUACGACUCGAUGGGCCAGAGACAUGAUGACAUCUCUAGUCUUUUACUAGUCUACCUUAAAGAAGAGCACAAAGCAAAGAAAGGCCGAGAGCUUGACGCCGCCAAAUGGACUGUUGGAAGUUUAAGGGCCACUGAGAUUCCCCAGCAGAGAAAUGGCAGUGACUGUGGUGUUUUUGCCUGUAAAUACGCUGACUAUAUCGCAAAAGGGCGGCCUCUCACCUUUAAACAGUGCCACAUGCCUCUCUUCAGGAAGUUGAUGAUUUGGGAAAUCCUCAAUAAGAAGCUGCUAUAGAGGAUCGCAACAAUCUCAAUAAAUGCCCUAACAACAGAGACUUUGUUUACGGGAGCGUCACCUGAGUACAGUAAUUACGGACUAUGACGAGGAGAAAAAUAAAUAAAUGGGCCAAAGAUGUGGACUUUACUGACUGAAAUGUAACCCAGUCUAGCUGUUCUGGUCUAGAGAAAUCAAACACUAGUCUUAAGAGUUGAUGAUGUUCCUUUCCCUGUUGGGGACAUAACAUUUUUGUAAUCUCUGAGUUGUAAUUGGAGACGUUAUAGGGAUGUAAGAAGUGUAUAUCUUACACAUGCUUUGGCACUACUGAAUGAAUGGCUUUUUUUUUAAUGACUUUGGAUUGUUAGUUUUACUGUUUGAAGUUCUGCCUGAAGUGCCUUCAGCCCUCUGACACUGAGCUCCACUUAGAGCAUGUUUUCGUAUGUUUUGGGACUUGUUCGCAUACAACUCGCUGAAUAAUAUUGUUGCUGGUCAGUGAUAUUUUGGUGUUCUUUGGUGUUCCCCUCCCAAUAAUGAUCAACAGAGUGGACAGCAACUAACUACAGUGCUAUCUAGACAUGACACUCAAUCAGUCUAUGAAUAAUAGAAAAUUAAAGUAUCAGAAUACCUCUUCUCCAGUCCCUUUUCAGAACAAAAAUGCAUGUUUGAGCGCUUGUAGUAUGUUUGUUUUGCCUUUAUUUAUGACUUGAGUGGAUGAGAGUGUUUCUGGACUGUGCGUUUAAUUUGUUUUUUCCUCCAUGAGUGGAGCAUUAAUAGCUGUUUCCCCCAUGUGUAUCAUGAGGCGCUGUUAGUUCUGUGAAUCUGUUCCAUGAGCAUACUGCAAAACGCUACUUAGGGCUAUUACAUUAGCUUGCCAGUAUAAUAUACUGCAUAACAAACUACUGUACACACAUGCAUGUAUGAGGUCAUGCUUUAAAAAUGUGAUUUUUUUUUUUUUUCUUUUCCCCCUGUAAUAAAGUAUUUCAUUUGUUAAACUGGAGUUAUAUUACUGUAACUGACAAGGG